Molecule: messenger RNA, 1939 nt
Organism: Strongylocentrotus purpuratus (purple sea urchin)
Lineage: Eukaryota; Metazoa; Echinodermata; Echinoidea; Camarodonta; Strongylocentrotidae
Product: zinc finger protein 260-like
Exons: 4
Coding region: 1-1353 (450 amino acids)
Source: RefSeq, a predicted model, not a curated record
AUGUCGGAAGUGAGUCCGGGAGAUCUUGAUGGCCUUGAAAGCUAUGCCGAGAUUCGUGAAUAUGAUGGGGUCAGUGAUGAUGAGUUUCAGGAUAAACAAGAUAGAGUGAAAAAAUGCUUGACCGGAAACCAUUCUAGCGUGAGGUCCGAGUGCCCAGGAGUGUGUCCAUUGUGUUCGACUAUUUGGAAUUCUCUAGCUGAUAGAACUAGUCACCUGCAGACACACAUUCCAAAAGAUCAGGGUCGGCAAGCAUUCAAAGAGGCUUGUGAAGCCAUCGAAAAGAAAAUUGGGAAGGAGUACACCCAGAGAAUGGGAUGGUGUGAGCUUAAAGAACCACAAGAAGAAACUGCAUGGAAUUGUCUGGUGGAAAGAGAAGGAAUCUUCAAAGCAGGAAGAUCCAGAGACAGCUUCCCGCAGUCAGACUGUAAAGAGAAGGCUAUAAUCAUACAGCGUUGCCAGUACAUGAGUUCAAGGUGUCUUGGUGACCAGGACAGCCUUGAGAGUGAUGACAGCUUUGAAUAUGGAGGAGAUAGUGAUGAAGACGUUGAGGGUAAACCUGCUCAUAAAAGAAAAAGACACCAGAGCAAAAAUCGCAAACCAGCCUUUAAGUUCCCAGAAGCAUGCCCAAUCUGCUUUGAGGCGUGGAAAGAGAAACGGAAAGUUAUGCACCAUUUACAAAAACACAUCCCGAUUGAUCAGGGUCCAGAAGCAAUCAAGGAUGCCGUCCAAUCAAUCAAAAGCAAAUUUGAAAAGGAGCACAAUUUUGACAUGGGAUGGUGUGGGGAGUGCAAAAAAUUACUCCUGCGCUUUAGAACACACCUUAACAGAUGCCACGACAAGAAUUCUAGAUAUGGUGUACUGUGCCAGCAGUGUGGUAAAAUGAUCAACAGUCAGUAUAUCAAAAGGCAUGAGAUCUCACACCUAGAGAUCAAGGAGAGCGAUUACGUCCAAUGUCCACAGUGCCCCUCAAGGUUUAAGCACCAGCAAUACCUCAAGAGUCACGUUAGGUGUGUCCACAACAAAAAACCUAGGAGUGCGCAGUGCUCGACCUGUAGCAAGGUCUUGAAAAGUCGGGAACAUCUCAAGCGACAUUUAGUAAUCCACAGUGGAGUUAAGCCUUAUUCAUGCUCGAUGUGUGACAAGUCGUUCACGCAGAGUAGCAAUCUCAAGGCACAUAUGCGGCAGCAUACAGGAGAUAAGCCGUAUGUUUGUGAGUUGUGUGAGAUGGCGUUUAACCAUAAGGUCAGCUUAAAGAACCACAAGAAGAAACUGCAUGGGAUUGACUGGUGGAAAGAGAGAGAAUCAUUGAAAAAGGAAGAUCCAGAGAGAAAUAAAAGUGAUGGCUCUGAAUAGAGAAAACAAGCGAUCUGAUUCGCUCAUAUAUGCAGCGGAAAAUGCCAGAAAAACAAUAUUCAAACAGGACUCACGUUUGCUUUAAUUACCAAAAGAUGAUUGCUAGUGUUGGUCAACAGUAAACAGUGCGUCCCAGUAAAAACGGAUAUAAUGUUACAGGUUCCCAAAUUACAAUUAUUUGCAAUUCUUGCCCAAAGUUUUAACAACGUACAUGUUACCUUCCAUUGAAGUAGAUGACCAUUAUAUUUUUGUACAACUUUGCACUAUGGCUGAGACAUGUGUUUUCUUCCAAAAGCGUUAGAAAUAAUGGGGAAAAAAGGAGAUGUGAGUUGAUCUAUCCGCACAUUCACUUGAUUGGCUAUAUGUCUUUGCCUACAAACUGACUCAGGCAAUUACCCUGGUUCGAAACUAAAUCAUAUCUUUCGGAUGGUGACGUUAAAGGUCGGUCCCCGGCUGCCGCCAGACGUAACUAAUCAAAUCUGAUUGAUAAAUGUUUGUAUAAAACCAAAUGACACACACGCCUGUAAAACAAUAAAAAAUAAAUAAAUCAAAGUUCAUAUUAAAGUCACAUAAGACAUGUCUAAGA